AUGCAUGAUCCCCAUCGACAGCCUGCCUUGCCCCCUUCGUCAGCGCAUCCGUCUUUCGCGCCCUAUCCGCCGCGAGAACCUGUCGUGAAGAGAGACCCAGGCGAGGACAACUCUCUUCCCCAGCUGCGCCGACCGAACUCGACCGGUACUGCUGCCGACGGUCUCCCGCCGGGGCCUCACGGUCCUCCGCACCCCAAUCCUCAGCCUCCAGACGACCCGCGACGACAUAUGAGCUUCAACGACGGGCCUCCUACCAUGCCGCAUUCGCCGGCCAUGUACCGGCCACCUCAGAACUACCACCCCCCACCCCCUCCCACGCCCGUCGCUCAGCAUCAGUAUGAGUCCCCUCACGUGUACGGCCCGCCGGGCUCUAUGUACCCUACGCUGGAGAUCGCGACCAGCGCCAAGCGAAAGGCUCAGCGCGCCUCCCAGGCAUGCGACAGUUGUAGGCAGCUCAAAGCAAAAUGCGACGAGACUAAGCCCUGUAAAAACUGCCGGGAGAAGAACAUAGAAUGCAAAUAUCGUGACCCGCCCGCGAAACAGCCGGACAAAGUCACCGCAGAUAUGAUGGAGAUGCUCGCCUCCAUGAGGGAGGAGAUCACCAGCGGCCUCUCGGCGCUGAAGGAGGAGCUUGCCGGGUUGCGGCAGGCCAACUACGCCCAGAAUCAGCGGGUGAUGAACUUGGAGACGAAGCUCAGGGAGCUCAACCCCGAUUCCGACAUGAAAGUCGAGUCGAUCGAGGAAGAGGAGCACCCGGAUUUUCGAGAGUCGUCCCUACCGGCUGCUAAGGCGCCGGGCGAGGAAUCGCUCUCGUCUCCGGGAGGCACUGCCGUGGAGCCGAAUCUGACCAUAGACGAAGCCCACGCCACGCUCCAGGAAGCGAACGACGACGAGAUGGAAGAUAACCCGGGCCCGCUCGUGACGCCCGGGAAGCCGGCCAUGCCGCCGAACCAUACGACGUUAGCCGGCCUGCUCUUGAAGUGGCCGUCGAUUCAGACGAUGGUCCACCAUCUGAUGGAUGCCGAGAAUAUCCGUCACCCUGAGGAGUACCCGAUCCGCCAGGAGCAACAGCGCGGCAUGCUUCGCGUGUUUGGGAGAGGCGAGGGAUUCGACCACGACAUCCGAGCCUCCGACAAGGAAACUCCGCCAGACCAUACGAUGACGGAUCUCAUGGACGACUGCUCAGACGUGGCGUCCCCCUCGCCGAUGGGAGAGGUUUGGGGCCAGGUCGGCAGCUUAACUCCGCCUCCCGGGGUCGAAUACAAGGGAGGCGUCGUGAACGUGGACGGGAAUCCGGACUGGGACUCGAACAAGAUUUGGAAAUACGUCCAGAGCUUCAAGGACAAUAUUCUCAACAUGCAUCCCAUAAUCAUCCCUAGGGAGCUCAACGCGAUGGUCAAAGUGUUCCUCGAGACCUUGCCGAAAUCCCAGUUCAGCCAGGUCACCAAAGUCGGGAGCGCGAGGUUUGUGAACCAAGCGAGCGCCAUGCCUCUCACCUUUUCCGAGACAGGGACGAAGAGGAAGCGGUCACCUGCCGCGGACGACCAAACCCCGUCCACGUCCUUCGUCAAGCCCGGCCGACCAUAUCGGAGCGUUAACAGCGCUCUCGUCCUUAUGGUUUUCGCGCUAGGAAAGAUCUGCCUCCACAAGGAGAAGAUCCCAGACGCCGUUCACGAGUCGGACUCCCCGAUGCACCAUUCGCCCUCGGUUCGCAACGGCGUUCUGGCUUCUCCGCUGCAGGGCUCGCCCCCAGGGCUGACGUCUCAGUCCCAAUCCUCGAUGCCCUCUCCCAAGGAGAGCGACCGGAUUCCGAUGAGCCGACGGUCCUCUCUGCAGGGAAACCUGCCGAUAUUAAAGGGUCCCCACUCGCACCGGCGAAACCUCGAUGUGAUACCUGGCCUCGAAUACUUUGCUCUCGCGAUGGAUAUCAUGGGAACUCACAUUGGCGGCUUUAAUCUUAAGCACAUAUACGUGCACAUAUUAGCAGGGCUUUUCUAUGGACAGCUCGGUCGUGUCCUGGAGAGUUGGUCGUACAUCUCCCUCGCAAGCAGGAAUCUACAGGUCAUACUUCGACCGAGUCUCGACCGCCUGUCGAAAUCGCACGAGCAAGGCCAAAGUAUCGGCCAGUCACGUAGGGACAAUCAGUUGGCGUUCGCUUUCUGGACAUGCCUGCAACUGGAGAGCGAUAUUCUCGCCGAGCUACCCCUGCCCCAAUCGGGGAUAUUGCAGUAUGAGGAUAGGAUGCCGUAUCCUAACUCAGAGUAUGCAGUCAAUCAAGGCUUCCAGUCCCACAUAGUAACCGGUUAUAUCGCGCAGCUGUAUCUUCGGAAACAGUUGAACCAGGUGCACAACCUACUCUACGACCCGGAGAAGCAGAGGAAUGGGAUCACGUUAGACGACCCGGCGAUUGAGCAAGGCAUCAAAGGAAUCGAGGAGAUGCUUGGGAACUCGCGACAUCGCUGGGUCCCCGCUAGUUAUACUUGGGACGACCACGACCCUCCAGCGAGCGAUAUCCUCGGCGCCCGCCUCCGUGCGAAAUAUUGGGGUUCGCAGGUGAUUCUGUACCGACCAUUCCUCAGGGCGAUACUCGAGAGGAACCUCCGACAGCAUGCUAACCAGGCGGGAUCUCCAAAUAUUCAGGCGCCCCUCGGCCUCGAUGACCCGCCUCCGAACUUGGAUGGCAGGAUCCUCAAGUACGCUAGCCUGGCAAUUUCUGCUCUUAUCGAGAGCACGCGGGCAUUCCACGGAAUCCCCAACAGCCAGCGCAUCAUCAUUACGAACGUCUUUGGGACCGCUCACGCGCAAUGGGGUAAUCUCCUAACUCUCGCAGCGUGUUACAGGGACAGGUACCUCCACCAGUUUAUCGACACGGAGACUCUGAGAGACUUGUUUUCUCGGACGAUCUCCUUCUUCCAGACGAUCGUUCAGCCUACGAGCGCGCUCAAGUCGGAUAUGAACAUCUUAAUCGGGUUGGCGAAGGAUCUCGGGUUCACUCGGGAGGAGCACGACGCGGUGGUCUCGAGCUUUUCCAGCAUUUCCAGCAGCGCCCCUCUUCCGCCCAUCCACAAUCCUGUCGACAACUUCCACACGCCCUUGUCGUCCGUGUCGGGGCGUCCGCCGCAUUUCCCUCCGCCGCAAUCGAUGCCUUGAAGAAGCUGGGUCAGCGGGAUCGCAAAAGUCCGACCCCGAAAAAUACUUGGAAUUGCGAGCGACACCCGACGAUGGCAAGGAAC
Molecule: messenger RNA, 3233 nt
Organism: Durotheca rogersii
Lineage: Eukaryota; Fungi; Ascomycota; Sordariomycetes; Xylariales; Xylariaceae
Exons: 6
Coding region: 1-3150 (1049 amino acids)
Biological process (GO): regulation of DNA-templated transcription
Molecular function (GO): zinc ion binding; DNA-binding transcription factor activity, RNA polymerase II-specific
Source: RefSeq, a predicted model, not a curated record